Molecule: messenger RNA, 570 nt
Organism: Dibothriocephalus latus
Lineage: Eukaryota; Metazoa; Platyhelminthes; Cestoda; Diphyllobothriidea; Diphyllobothriidae
Source: the annotation of a GenBank genome assembly
AUGGCUCCAAAACAUCUGACUCCACACACGUCCGUGGAGCCGGAUAUGACACCAAUGGGAGACCAGCAACCGCCCUCAGAACCAGUCUCAAAAACUCCCACUUCCAGUUCCUCCAACCGUCCCGCUCCAGUCUCCUUGCUCGGUGUUUCCGAUGCCUCCCCACCGGUUCCUCUAACUGUGGACAGCACGCUGGUCACCAAUCCUUCAGCCAACCGACGGUAUCUAGGUGAAAACGCGGACCCUUCUCUGAAGCCAAGCGUUAAUCAAUUUGUUACUACUCCUGACAAUCGAGUAAUUAUCGCAUGCGGCUACUUUGACGGUUCAGUUCGUGUAUUUUCAGUUGAUAGCGGUCGAUGCGUCCAUAUCGCCUACGCACACCAUUCUGUUGUAACUUGUUUGGCCCGAUCGGAAGCGAAUGCCACUUUGCACUGCUAUGUGGCCACCGGCGGCCGUGAGGGCCUCGUUAUGUUGUGGAUCUUCAACAGUCAGACUAUGACCUUCUUCUCCGAAUCAGGUGAGACUGCGAAGUUGCCCUCUUCUCAUUCUCUCCUCCGUCAACAGUUCGUCUUA